This is a messenger RNA of Batrachochytrium dendrobatidis JAM81, 1329 nucleotides long. RefSeq lists its product as uncharacterized. The coding region runs from base 1 to 1329 and encodes 442 amino acids. The transcript has 12 exons. The record is from RefSeq and is a predicted model, not a curated record. Lineage: Eukaryota; Fungi; Chytridiomycota; Chytridiomycetes; Rhizophydiales.
AUGGUUCAACAAGAAAAAGUUGGUAUAAAGGCGCCAGUAAAGAAUGUCAGAUCCAGCAGUGGUAAGCGUGUUUUGGCAGAUGGAGGAGGUUUAACUCCAUUACCAUCAGAGGAUCAAGAUUAUUAUAGUAUAUACCUGCCCACUAUUCAGCGUGUUGGUCCAGAAGGUGUCAAAUUGACACAGGAUGCUGAGCAGAUUCGCUGUACUGAUGGUCAAUCUAAAGUAGGCAUCUCAUUGAAAGCUGAAGAGUUGAAGAUUCCAUCGCCACUUGCCCAAAGUACCCAUACUAGCACAAUAAAAGAAUUUGUUGGGAAUAUCUUAUCAAGACAAGAUCAACUUUGUUCAACUCAGCCCGAAGCUCAAGAAAAAUUGGAGAACCUUAAAAAUGCCAUCAAUACUCACAACACAUCCUUGAUUUCGUUUGAACUGGACCAUGCUUUGGCUUUGCCCAACUCAGAGAAUGUAGAGGCAACAGAAGCAGACCGAAAGUUAAAUUACAAAAUCCAACAAGGAUUUAUCAAGAUCAAAGAGCUGGAUGUUGUUCUUGUCGAAAAACUAGCUACAGCACGGACGCUCAAAAAGGAAAGAUUGAUUAGAGAUAGUGUAUCUGGUACACCCAAUACAGUUGGAACGCCUGGAUCUAUUUCCUACCAUAAUACACUUUCUGAUGAUGAUGACGAUUUUGAACUUCGAAGCGUGCAUUCAAUGGACAAAGAUAUAUUUAUAACCGAGCCCAAGCUUUCUAUGCGUUCCAAAGUUGGUAGAGAGAGUCUGGGACAAAAACGAAAGCAAAAUCCAAUAGCCAUUUCUAAUGCCGAAAGUGGAAAAUUAAAAAGACCGGAUGCUAGAUAUUAUAGUGCCAUGACAGAUGAGGAGAUUGAUCGCGUUAAUCGGUUGAUUGCAAACAACGACGAUGAGCCAGACAAACCAGCUUCAUCACAUACUGUUUCAAAACAGCAAGUGGAUCAAUGGGAAGAACGAUCAUUGGUGUGGUCUACAUCGACAACGCCUGGACACCAUACACCAAUGACAAGGAAUUGGCUUAGAAGUGGAGCUCAAUCCGCUGUUUUUUCAGAUAUUUCAAAAACUUCAAAAGAUUUAGAAACGAUUCUGCGCGAUACAAAGCUUCCAACCUCGAGCAUAUCCGUUUUUUCAGAUUUAAAUCGUUUAAAGCAGAUUGAUGACCAACUGGAGCAACUUGACAAUCAAGACACAAGGCCAUUGACUCGGGAGGAUUUGCAAAUGUUGCUGUCUGAUUAUCGAUGCUCUAAUGUUCAUCUCAUUAAUGGUGAAGAGCAGUCGUGUGAACUGCCUUGUUACGAAGAGUAA